AUUCCAUAUCCAUAACAUAACUUUCACGCUCCUGUUCGUACAUAACCCCUUUAGACUUAUCCAAUGUUUAAACGUGUAUGAUAUUUCUUUUCAUGUAAAAAAUUAUUCAUGUGUAUGUGUUGUGGCUAAUAUUUUGUCAAAAAAAUUAUUCAAAGUGUUGGUGAUUCAGUUCAAAUUUUGUUAUAACCGUGAAAAACGUUUAAAUGAUUUUGUAAAGGUGUAGUUGAUAAUGGCAGAACCUUUACCCUUUGACAUUGAAUUGCCUGAUGCUAAUGUUGGAGAAGAUGAUUCAGACGAUGAUUGCUUGGAAGUUGAAGAGGGCGAUUAUGAUCCAGAUCCGAAUGUGAAUGUCAUUAUUGAAUCGGACGACUUGGAGACAGUGCACCUGAACGAGCAGAAUGUGAACCCGGGCUCGGAGAAGACGGGGCCGCAGGACUUUGAGCUGCGCAAGGUGCUGGGCAAGGGGGGCUACGGCAAGGUGUUCCAGGUGCGCAAGGUCACCGGCCAGGACUCGGGCACCAUCUUCGCCAUGAAGGUGCUGCGCAAGGCAUCCAUUGUGCGCAACCAGAAGGACACUGCGCACACCAAGGCCGAGCGCAACAUCCUCGAAGCUGUCAAGCAUCCUUUCAUAGUCGACCUGAUGUACGCUUUCCAAACUGGAGGCAAACUUUACCUAAUACUGGAGUAUCUGAGCGGCGGAGAAUUGUUCAUGCAUUUGGAGAGAGAAGGAAUCUUCUUAGAGGAUACAGCUUGUUUUUACCUGUCGGAAAUCAUUUUGGCUCUAGAGCAUUUACAUUUGCAAGGAAUCAUCUACAGAGAUUUGAAGCCAGAGAAUAUUCUUCUAGAUGCUCACGGUCAUGUCAAACUCACAGAUUUUGGUUUAUGUAAGGAACAUAUUCAAGAAGGAAUUGUCACUCAUACAUUUUGUGGAACCAUCGAAUAUAUGGCUCCUGAAAUUCUACUCAGAUGUGGCCAUGGUAAAGCCGUCGAUUGGUGGUCCCUUGGUGCUUUAGCUUAUGACAUGCUCACUGGUGCUCCUCCCUUCACUGCCGAAAAUAGGAAGAAAACAAUAGAAAAAAUUCUUCGAGGAAGACUUCAUCUACCUCCAUACCUAACUCCAGAUGCUAGAGAAUUAAUUAGGAGAUUACUGAAGAGACAAGUUGGCCAAAGAUUAGGUGCAGGCCCCAACGAUGGAGGCUGCAUUAGAAAUCACCCUUUCUUCAAACACAUAAAUUGGCUAGAUGUACUCAGUAGGAAGUUAGAGCCUCCAUUCAAGCCUUCACUGACUGGCGAAGACGAUGUCUCGCAGUUCGACACCAAGUUCACCAAACAAACCCCAGUCGAUUCGCCGGACGAAUCUUUACUUAGUGAGAGCGCUAAUCUAGUUUUCCAGGGCUUCACAUACGUAGCGCCAUCCGUGCUGGAAGAAAUGCACAAACCGCCGCGCAUCACACGAGCGCGUUCGCCACGCAAGGGGGGCGGGGGUGGGGGCGGCUGCACCUAUGUGCACUUUGGCGGUGGCAGCGUGGGCGUGCCCCCUCUUCGCAACCCCUUUGCCCCCGACUCAUCCUCGCACGACGAAAUGAUGGACGUCUCAUCACAGCACUCCUUCCCGCAUGUAUAGCGCCCCUCUAAAUAAAUUCACAUCAACCUAAUAUAUUCAAUACAAAAAAUAGCUGAAAAACAUAACAAAAAUAAACUAUAACAAACUUUUUAUAUGAGACGGUUUUUCUUUUUCGCGAGUUCUUUUUGUUACUGCUGCUAAUAUUAUCAUAUUAAAAUGAUUGUUCACAUACAUUAUUAUGGUUAUCUUAAGGAAAAAUAUUAUAAAUAUAUAUUAUUAUUAUUAUUAUCAUUGAGUAGAUAUGUAUAAAAAACAACAACAAUAAUAUUUAUAUACCAUUGUAGUAGUAUGAUGCUAUUUGAUAAUGCUGAGAAUAUUGUGUAUUGCUAAUAGUAUAUUAUUAUUAUUAUCAUUAUAAGAUACGGUAAUAAUAUAGAAUACGUAUGUCAAUGAUGAACAAAAUAGAUUCGUUAUAAAUGCUAAGUUUAAUUAAUUCAAAUGCUAUCUUACUAAGAGAUAUUUUGUCGCUUGUGAUGUGUUUUUAGUGAGGUUUUUGUUGGCUCUUGAAACCCUGUUAAACUUUUGAAGCUCUGAUCACGUGAACCCAUUUUAAUCCAAAUGGAAUGUCGUCACAGUGCUGAUUACCUUGUACAAGUCUAAAUCAAAUUCUGUGUUAAAUAUUUGUUCGUCCUUUUUAAUGUUGUGGAAAUGAAAAUCGUGAAAGUGGGUUCGUUUUAAAGACUACCCAAGAUACCCCGAUAUCUAUUGAUGUAAUGGGACAGUCAGUGAGUUUGCAGAUUUUAUUUACAAUUUUCUAAUUGAAUGGUGGCAUGGCAAGUUCGACAAAAAUAUCAAACUUUAUGUGUGUAUAAAAGUUUAAGUAAAUUUAUUAGUCUAUAAACGUCUCGUUUCAUGUGCUUCAAAGGAGCGUUCAUUUAUUAACUUGAAUUGCAUGUAAGGGUCUGACUUAUAAAGGCACGUCAGAAUCGUUUGCCAACGGUUGAUUAUCGAUACCGUACUGAAUUUGUUCCAUCGGAAGAACUGUCUACUAGUGAUAUUAGCUUCAAUUUAUCAGUGGAAUAUAUAUUGUUUGGUUGCGUCUUCUCGAAUCGAAUCCUCGACGUGAUGUAAACUAAGAUCAUGUAAGAGGUUGUAAAUUAAAUCGCUAUGCUAAUAAACUACUUUUAAAAUAUAUUUUUAUAGUUCAACUAGUAUCUCUAAUAAAUAAGAAUCAAGUGAAUUCCAUCGUCUUGAAUUGUUCAACAAAAUAUUGUUUUUUGUCAUUCAUAUUUGUAAAAUUCUUGGUUUCUUCAAAUUUGUUUACUUGCUAAAUGAAUCUAUACAUUCGGAGCUCUUAGUUUUUGUAAUUUUUAUGAAGGAGAUCAUUUGAAUAUAUUUUUUUCCAUAGUAGUAUAUGUCUUUAUAUGUGUUAUUUACACAAAUUGAAUAAUAACUUGCAUGUUUAUCAUCGAGAUUGAAUUGUUAUUGCUGUUAACAUUUGGAUUAGUAUUAGAUCCACCAAUUAUACCAAUGUAAACUGAACUUGAAUUUUUUAGUUGAGCUCAUGUUUUAUAAUAAAUUUUCGUUUAUUGAAGAGUGUUUUGAUGUAGAAAUGUAGAGAAAUUAUAAAAAGAACACCAUUAGCUAAAGAACUUUGCAAGAGCUUUCGUUUUUCAAAAUUUGUAUUUAGCUGGUCUUUUUUCAAGUAUAUUUGCAUUUGUAAAUGAUUCCAAUUUGUAGCGUAGUAAUAUCCGUCUUUCAGUAAUAGUUAUUUUGUAGCAAAUUAAUUGAUUAGAUUAUGGUAUAUUAUAUAUACAAUGUUCUGACGGUAACAUUUUCCUGUUUCCGUCUUGUAUAAAAUUUAGAUAGACAAUCCCAUAAUUUACAAAGAUAUUGACAUAAUGUUGGUUGUAAAUCUGGAAAGAUCUUGGAGGCUAUCCUAAUGAUAACUCAUCGCAACUGGUUCGUCGAUUAUAAUGAUGAUUGAAUAUAUAUUAUGGAUGUUUUUGAUGGAGUAACGUUAAAAAUGUUUUCCCUUUAGAAAUUAAUAUUUUGAAACUGUCAUCCAUAAAACUAAGGCCUACAAUCACUGCCCUUUCUUAUGAAGUUUGUCAUUCAAGAAUUAGAUAUUUGUUGUGUAAUAAUAAUGUGAUGGAUUUAAUAUUUUUUCUAUUAACUAAAGGUAAACAAAUGAAUGAUAGAGCCAUCAAUGAAAUUUCCUGACCCUUUCUCAAGCGUUCGCAUAAUGUUUUCUUUGGUAUUUUAUUACUGGUAUAUAUGUGUUCUUCGUACAACGAUUUUGAACUUUAUUUUGCGAUUUUCUCCAAUAUUAUCCUUUUAAACCUCACAAAGACUGAGUAACAUAGCAAUAUCAGUUCAUGUAACUCAUACAAUGAAUUCAAUAAAUUUUUUACUUCAAGUUAUGAUAAAUUAUUGAAUGUGAAUUAAUUGAAUUCACAUUUAUCAAUGAUUAUUAAUACUACCAUAGUUUAUGUACCGUAGCAUAGUGUUUGUGUCAAAACUUUUUCACUUAUAUAUGUAACUUGAUGCAAUCAAAUAUUCAUAUUUGUUUGUCAAAAUAUAAGUAUAUGUUUUUUCGAGUAAUUAAAUGUGUUGAUUUAUAAUAUAUUCAUCACCAGCUGCAUUUUUUUCUGAGUGAAAUAUUUGAAGAGUCUUUAGAAGAAGACUUUGUGUUGCAAAAAUGAGUUAUUGUUCAGUCUCGUUUGAAAUUCACUUUUCACGUUUCUUUUGAAUCAUUGUACUCCUGAAAAUAUAACUUACGUAGUAGCAUGCUACUUUAAUGCACGAGUUGAAAGUUCGAAAUUUAGUUUCUUAUUCACUGGAUUCAAAUCGGCUUUCUAGUUUGUGUGAUGAAUAUCUGUUAAACAGAUGAAUGUUUAGUAGAAUUAAUCGUGUUGUAUUCGUGAAAAGUAUUGAACAAUAACUAAUUAUUAUGUAUUUCACUUGAAAUAAAAUAUUUGUCAUGGAAAUGGCAGAAAUCGGUUAAGUGACCCCUUCAGGGUCAAAUUUAAUAAUUGAAAAUGUCUUUCAGAAGAAGUUUGAAACACCAUGUAUGUGUAUAAUAAUUAAGAACUUUAUGAAUUUAAUAAGGAAGAUUGUGAAUAGAUUCUAAUUAUGGAAUUAUAAUAGGAUACAAUACAUUAACACUUCACCAAAUCCCCAAACUACUUCUUCGAUUUAAAUCUAUGUCAACUUGUAAAUUAUAACUUUCCUCAAUCUUAUAAUUUCUUCGACUUUGCCUGCAAAAAAUCAGGAUUCCCAAUGGAUAUUUUCGCAUACAUAAUAAUAUAAUAUUAAAUUCAAAUAGAGAGAUUUAAACAAGACCAAUUUUCUACGAAAACUGCUUUCUUAGGCCCCUAAUAUAUGCGACGGAAUUUUUUCACAUAAUACAUGGCCUGUUGUGGGUCGCGUCUAUUCCGCUCGUAUAGUGCUCUGCUCUCCAUAAGAAACGAAAGCACCCUGUUGACUAGCGAAAAAAUCCUUUCCAGAGUAAGCUAAAAAGCUUAGUGCCUGUUCAGAGAUAUUUUCCUACUUAAAAUACUUCCCAGUGGAAAAAUAAAUCUCUUUUAUACUACACUGUAUUUAAUAAUCCUUCUGAACAAUUCAAUUGUUCAAAAGUAAUUCUUUUUAAUAAUUUUUCUAUUAUGUCUGAAUAAUUAUUCUAUUUGAAUUGACUUCUAUUUAUAAUAUACAGCAAUGAUGUUUUUAUGAAAUAGUAGAUUCUACUGGUGUGUUGUAUUAUUUUACUACAGUAUGAAGUUUUCAUUUUCGAGGUGUUCAUAGAAUCCCUUGUUCAUCAUGGUUGAUGUUAUUUUAUAUUUUUCCUCUCAUUCAAAACGACACUUAAAGCAUCGUGAACUACUUCAUAAAAUUCUUUUCACAAAUGUUCUAUGAAAAACAUUCUAGUGAGUCGUGAAUGAAAUACUAGAAUUCGUUUAAUUUAAAAAAAUGCUGUGAGUUAACCAGAAUUUUUAAUUAUUCAAAUAUCUCAAUAUGGGCUUCCUGCUUCUAUUAAUACUAGUGAAAUAUGCUAACAAUAUGGUUGAAAUUGAAAUAGAACAAUCUGAUGGAUUUUUGUAUGCUGAGCAGUUGACAAAUUGAAUUCCUCUGAAAAUUCAACUUCUACUGUUUUCUUUGAGUAAGAUUCUUUUUUCAAGUCAUCCCCAUUUUUUAUAAUAAUUAUUAUUGGUUUCAGAAUUGAGUGCUUCAAGGCAAUUUUACUAAUAGCAUUUCAAUGCAUUUCUAAUUACAUUUCAUAAAAUUUUCACUCGAGUAAAUUUUGUCUUGGAGUUGCAAACUUGAGUAGGCUACCUACUUCAGUUUAUUUUUUAAUCCUAGAAAAAACUAUUAUCUAUCAAUAAAAAUUUGUAUUUAAAUUUAAUAACCCGUCUCCCUCCUCAGAUAACUAUUGAAAUGUAUGAAUCUAAUCUUCUAUGGUCGUUUAUAAAGAUCGAUUUUACUUAUUUCUCAUUGUCAACUGCUGAUGCAUCUGUGUUAAUAAUCAAUUGUAAUAAAUAGCAAAUAAAAAUUGUAUUGUAAGAAUAGAAAACUUGAACUGUUUGUAUGAAGAAAAACAUUAAAUAAUAUAAUCAAAGCUUGAUAUAAAUUCGAAUGGAUAACAUUUUUCAAGUUGGAUUUCUUCAUUUUGAUUAUUGCAAGUGCCUUCAUUAUGUGUGUUUGGAUGGCUAAAAAUAGACCUUUUUUCAAAGACAUUCAUUUUAUAAUAGAGAAGUAUGUUGGUUACAUAUUACAGUUAUUGAAUGUAUAUAAUAGGCUACAACAUUUUUAUUCGAGAAAUGAUACACGGUACUGUAAUUUUAUUAAUUCCAUCUCAAAUGCUAAUAGAUAUUAUGCUUGUGUCUAUUGUAUCUCUAUUAUUCUAGAGAUUUGAGGAGAGUCGCUGAAGUUGUUCCCUAUAGAACAAUUAAAACUUUAUGUCUGACCGUCAUAUUCAUGAGACAUCAAUUUUACCUUUUCAUAUUCAGUGAAUAAAUGUUUUUUUCAUAUUAUUGUUAAAUAGGUUUAACAUUUCUCAUGCUCCCAGACCAUUCUGGACUCCCUCGGCCAUUCUGGCCGAAAUUGGAGCUAGCUAGUCAACACUCCGAAGAAAUAAUUAGCCUACUAGAUAUGGAGUUUCCAAGAUUUAAUUGAGAUUUUCUAGGUUUGUGAAGGAAUAGAUGGUUUCAGAUUAGAUGAUACUUGAAUUUCAUUAUUUUUGGUCACAUUACUGCUCUUGUUCAAAUCUUCAUUUCUAAUUAAAUAAUAUAACUUGUAUACUUAUUGUGAAAUUUGCUCAAUAUGAUUUGUCUCUUUCAAUAUGAUAGUCAGAUAUUAAAAAAACUUCAGUAGUUGAAUAUUGCUACAAACAUAUUAAUUAAAUUAUACAUAAUUCUGUAUUAUUUGAAUCAGUGGUACCCAGCAAAUGUUUGGUGUAGAUAUGUCAAUGGAUUUUUAUAUUUUUAGUUAAACUAUUAUAUUAUUUUAUCCUAAUUUAGCUUAGUUUUUAUUUUCCAAUCAAGCACAAUAAGCUAUAACUAUUGAGUUAAUGUUACUUAAAUUGUGUGCAAACUGUACAUGAUAGUGUCGAAAUACAGUGACCAAUAAUAAUUAUUCUUAUUAUUAGAAACAUUUGUUGGGAACCACUCAUGUAAUAACUUUUAAUAUGUUCCGUUACCAAUGGUUUUAGAAUAAAAUACGAUAUUAUUUGAUUAUAUUUUGUAGGCUACAAGCAUAGCAUUUUCAGAUGAUUUAAUUCACAUUAAUUGACGGAAUGAUAAUUUGGAAUACUUGAAUUGUCAAUGUUCAUUUAUACUCUUGUAUCUUAUUAUGUGUUGGUGUUUUGUUUGUAAUACCUAGUAUAUGAAUUGAACAAUAAAAAACUUUUCCGGAAA
Messenger RNA from Nilaparvata lugens (brown planthopper), 7476 nucleotides. It is a transcript of the gene S6k, whose product is annotated as ribosomal protein S6 kinase beta-1. The transcript has 11 exons. The record is from RefSeq and is a predicted model, not a curated record. Gene Ontology annotation, biological process: protein phosphorylation; signal transduction. Lineage: Eukaryota; Metazoa; Arthropoda; Insecta; Hemiptera; Delphacidae. Bases 230 to 1624 code for a protein of 464 amino acids. Gene Ontology annotation, molecular function: ATP binding; protein serine/threonine kinase activity.